Messenger RNA from Penicillium canescens, 669 nucleotides. RefSeq lists its product as uncharacterized. The transcript has 2 exons. The record is from RefSeq and is a predicted model, not a curated record. NCBI's taxonomy places the organism in Eukaryota, Fungi, Ascomycota, Eurotiomycetes, Eurotiales, Aspergillaceae. Bases 1 to 669 code for a protein of 222 amino acids.
AUGCUUGAUAACGACGAGAAUUCACCCUAUUCGAACCCCAUCGCAAGGCGUAUUAGGCAGGUAUUACUAUACUUCAACUACGAAGAGCUUUGCAGACACCCUAACAAAGAUAUUUCCUGUAUCUCGUCAAAAGCCAAUACAUCUCACGUAUUGAAUAGCAUCCUCGCUGCUUACCGUGACGAUCCUCGCUCUUCAAAAUCACCGCAGUGCCGCCGCGAUAAGAUCACAGGCUACUAUGUGCGCCGCGGCAGAUGGUGGUGGAGGCUCGCUAGUACUCUAGGAGUCGGCAUCCUUUUACUAGGCAAUACUUCUUUAAUCAAAGCUUUCGUCGCUUUCUCUCAGAAAACUCGUUUAGGGACCGUGCGUAAAUUCGAGGCGUCGGAGUCCAUGGUAAAAUCUCUUAUGCUUGGACAACUUACGUUUGAUCCUCACGAAUUUCUCUUCAAUGCUGAUGUCGGUCUUCUCCGCCCAGACGAACUAGCACGCAUUCAGAGCGAGGACGAACAAGCAUUAGCAGUUCAACUCUCACAAGAUUUAUGGGAAGAAGUUGAUGCUGAAAAGGAUGCAAUGCGUAAGAUGGCGGAUUUUCUCGGCUGGGAUUCCGACAACGUCGCACUAAUCCGACCAGAAACUCCUAAUGUCGUGAAUCCUAAAAAAGGUACUAGAUGA